AUCCAUUUUGGGUGGCGAGUUGCUGACGUCUAGUUGCCAGAGUGGUGACUCAGUGUUGCAGCAGCUCUGGCAUCAUCAGGAUGCCAUAUUAUGUUGUUCAUUCAAGUUGGUUCCAGUUUGCUUAUAUGCCAACAAAGCAGGGCUUGACAUGCUGGAGACAACACUGGCGGCUUUGCAGGACAUCACUCUGGAUAAGAUAUUUCGCGAGUCUGGCCAAGAGGCCCUGAAUUCUGUUCAGAUGAUCAUGCAGCAGGUAGUUCCCAUUUCAUACAAAAUUGACUUGCCAGCAAGAAACUCAAUUUUGUUUUGAAGUGGUGGAGACGUUUUCAUUUCCAUAGAAUCUAAAACGAAUCAAGUGAUUGAACAUUUGAACAUGUUUCAGUAUCUUUCGAUCAAUGUUUU
Ilex paraguariensis (yerba mate) is the source of this 402-nucleotide messenger RNA. The record is from the annotation of a GenBank genome assembly. Lineage: Eukaryota; Viridiplantae; Streptophyta; Magnoliopsida; Aquifoliales; Aquifoliaceae.